Molecule: messenger RNA, 984 nt
Organism: Haliotis rubra (blacklip abalone)
Lineage: Eukaryota; Metazoa; Mollusca; Gastropoda; Lepetellida; Haliotidae
Exons: 7
Coding region: 48-872 (274 amino acids)
Source: RefSeq, a predicted model, not a curated record
UCCCCCUCACCGCCAACGACAGUGUCACACCACGUUGCUACAGUCACAUGAUGAACUUCGUCGACGCAGUUGCCGGUGUACAGGUCCCACCAAGAGGGGACAUGAACUUCACCUUGGUACCUUGGGCACUGAAAAUGCUAGACUCCUACGGCAAGCUGCCUAGUGGAAUUUACGAGAGAAAUCUACACUGGCAGGGUUCACCGGGUGAAUGUAGGGGCAUACGCGCGCAGAUGAGUGCUGGAGUUGUCCUUGGUAAUACAACGCUUACCUCCCCUUUUGACUUCAAAGGAAAGUACUGUCGAGCUGAGUUUCACCAUCUCUCUUGGGUUGCGAACAUCUUACAAAUGGAUGACGCCCUGACGUGGGGCAUGUGUGUCCCUGACACGUGUAGCGAGAAGGACGUGGAAGGACUGUUCCAGUUAGGUUUUAUGAAAAAAUUCAAGAUAACCCCUGAUAAUGUCUCCUGUUCAGACAGUCAGAAGCAUAAUGGUCAUGUGCACGUCACAUCCGGUACGACCACUCGACCCAGUGUUGCAACAACAAACGCCUUCGACUUGCUUAUAAGGUCAUAUUCUGACUGCAAAGAUCGGAUCAGGCCAGACGAAUUGAUGAACUGUUUGUUCUCUCCCUGUGACAUCGACAAAAAUGGUAACAUCAGCAAGCGCGAAUGGCAGACAGAAAGCCACAGACUUGGAAUGGACAUGGCUGACCAUGGAAAGAUUGCGCGAACCUUCAUCGAGUUGGACAUUAACAAGGACCUCCAAAUAGACGCACCUGACCUCGAGUAUCUCUUUGCCUUCUUUGACGACACCGGCGACGGGCUUCUCAGCCUUCCGGAGUACAUUUACAAUUGGCAGUCUCUCAUCUCGUAGUUCUUGAGAACUGAUCUUUCCAACAGAAGAGACGAAAUAGAACGCAGGAAUAACAUCGUUUAUUCUACAAUAUGGUUACAGUUUAAAAAUAAAAUGCGGUUGCCAUCCCUGA